This is a messenger RNA of Talaromyces amestolkiae, 765 nucleotides long. RefSeq lists its product as uncharacterized. Lineage: Eukaryota; Fungi; Ascomycota; Eurotiomycetes; Eurotiales; Trichocomaceae. Bases 1 to 765 code for a protein of 254 amino acids. Gene Ontology annotation, molecular function: metal ion binding; methylthioribulose 1-phosphate dehydratase activity. The record is from RefSeq and is a predicted model, not a curated record. The transcript has 3 exons. Gene Ontology annotation, cellular component: cytoplasm.
AUGGCAGAGACUUCUAACCAGGUCGCCGUUGCGAACGGCCACGAAGAUGAGGACAACAAUGAUCAUCUUAUCCAGUCCUCGGAUCCCCAACAUCCAGCAAACCUGAUCCCAGAGAUGUGCCGAAAGUUCUACACUUGGGGAUGGGUUACAGGUACUGGUGGCGGGACGUCAAUCCGCCAUGGAGAUCACAUUUUCAUUGCCCCGUCCGGCGUGCAAAAGGAGCUCAUACAGCCUGAGAAUAUGUUUGUGAUGCAAUUUCCAACUCCCAAAUACCCGCCCUCCGAGAGGAAAUAUAUUCGCAAACCAAAGAACCUAAAGCCAUCCGACUGUACGCCAUUGUUUCUUACUGCCUUCGAGCGCGGGGCCGGAUGCUGUAUCCAUACACACUCCCAAUGGGCUGUGCUCGUGACAUUGUUGGUGGAGCGGGAGUACGGAAGAGAGGGCUACUUCGAGAUAAGCAAUAUCGAGCAGAUCAAGGGAAUUCCUAAAGGGAAAGGAAAGGGAAUGCACAACUAUCACGACACGCUCCGGAUCCCCAUUAUUGAAAACACCCCUUUUGAGGAGGACCUUACCGAAGGACUCGAAAGAGCCAUCAACGCCAACCCAGAUACAUAUGCGGUGUUGGUUCGUCGUCACGGAAUUUAUGUUUGGGGUGAUACUCCCGCCAAGGCGAAGACCCAGUGCGAGAGUCUGGACUGGCUCUUCCAACUUGCUGUGGAAAUGCACAAACUCGGACUUCCAUGGGAUAUCAACAAGGCAAAAUAG